GACAAAACCGUGACUGCAAAAUUACCCUUUCUCACAUCACCUACUUUCUUGGUCUCCAACGGGUGGAACGGGAAAGUAGCAGGAUUCUCUACUUCUACUGUAGAGAGAGAUAGAGAGAGUCCGAGUCCGAGCCAGAGAGACUGGUAAAAGCAAAAGGGUAACAGAAGAGAAGACUUUCCCUUUCACCAAACACAAAAAAGUGGGAUUUCAGAGAUUUUCUCUCUGGAUUCCAUCCAUACGCUCUCUCAUCUCCUUCCCCUCCCCUCCUGUUGUGCAUCUGGGCUCUAGAUUUCUUCCCCUUCCCAACAGCCCGAUUUUCACCGAUGCCCCAUAGCUCAACUGGGUAUUCUUUUCCCUCGUGUUUCAUCCACUCUGUGUCAUUCAAUCCUUCUAGUCCACUUGCUUCGAGAGGUGGGCUGACUGAUUGACUGACUUGACCUGGCCCGAUUUCGCGAAGAAGCUGGGAUCUGGAAUUUGCUGCUUGCUGCCUGGUAGAGAUCUCAACUCAACAGUGGGUGGUUCGACUUGGUUAUAUAUGCUUUCAAUCUUCUGCUGUAUAUUUGAAAUCUUGUAGCUCAAUAGUGUGUGUUUGAAGGGGAUCCAUUUCCCCUUCGAUUCUGGGAGGAUUCUCCAGACCGUAGUUAAAUCAGGCUCGCCUAGCUAGAGAGUUAUGCAAAAGGGAUGUGAAUUGAUAUGUGGAAGAGCCCCUAUUUUUGUGAAAGUUAGGAAUUAGAUUUCUUCCCCUUACCCUGGUGGGGGCAAAAGUUUUGGCUUUUAGCAAUUUAUUGGAGGCGAAAGCUUUAUUACUAGAGAUUUUGUGUAGCAUUUUGUUUGUAUGUUUGGAUGUAUUGUUAAAUUUAUCUCAUUUUCUUUUUUGGGGUAUAGGAAAGUUCAUUGCUCUGUAGGGCUGGGAGGAUCAUCUUAACCGAAGCUGGGCCUGCCCUUUUUCAUCACAAGUAGAAACUAGCAUCCAUUUGUUGUUUUCCCCUUUUGAUUGUCAAGUUUUGUCUGUCUCUGAAUGUUCUCCGGAGAGGGCCAUCCAUACAUGAUACAGACUGGGAAGGAGCUUGCUAGGCUACUGUGGAGAUCUGGGGCUUGUUUGAGCUCUUCUGCCCCAUGAAGGGUUUCUUUCCAUCUGAGGUCUGUCGCUAAAUGUUCUACGGAGAGGGACAUCCAUACAUGAUACAGACUGGGGAGGGAGCUUGCUAGGCUACUGUGGAGAUCUGGGACUUGUUUCAGCUCUUAUGCCCCAUGAAGGGUUUCUUUCCAUCUGAGUCUUGUAAAGAGUCUCAACUCAGUUCAUUCAAUCCACAGUCAUGGCUUCAAGUUGAAAGAGGGAAGCUUUCCAAGUUCGGUUCACAUCCUUUUGAUUCAUCCAUAGAAUCACUUAUCAAGAUCCCUGAACCGCCCGUGCUCCCAUUCUUCAAACCUGUUGAUUAUGUGCAAGUUUUAGCUGAGAUUCAUGAAGAACUUGAAUCAUGCCCCAAAAAUGAUAGGUCGAAUCUGUAUUUAUUACAAUAUGAGGUCUUUAGAGGCCUUGGGGAAGUCAAGUUAAUGCGAAGAAGCCUCCGUUCAGCUUGGCAGAAGGCUAAUUCUGUUCAUGAGAAGAUUGUAUUUGGGGCAUGGCUGAAGUACGAAAAGCAAGGGGAGGAAGUUAUUGCUGAUUCCCUUGCAACUUGUGGGAAGUGUGCUGAAGAGUUCGGACCAGUAGACAUUCCUGUGCAGCUUGAUCUUGAUGCUAGUUUGUUGGGGUCUCAGGAGACUUUGCUGUUGGUGACAAGUGAUCACGUCCUGAAAAACGUCACUUUCAGAAUUGGAGAUAACAGAAUUGUUUGUGACAGGCAGAGAAUUGCUCGCCUUUCUGCUCCAUUUAAUGCUAUGCUGAAUGGGUGUUUCUCAGAAUCACUUCGGGACGAUAUAGAUUUAUCUGAGAACAAUAUAUCUGCUUCGGGCUUCAUAGCAGUAAGCCGGUUCAGCACAACUGGGAAUCUGAAUGAAGUUUCUUCGAAUAUUUUGUUGGAAAUCUUGGUUUUUGCAAACAAGUUCUGUUGUGAAAAGCUCAAAGAUGCAUGUGACAGGAAACUGGCGUUGUUAAUAACAUCAAGAGAUGAUGCUGUGGAACUCAUGGAAUAUGCUCUUGAAGAGAACGCCCCUGUUCUUGCUGCCUCGUGUCUACAGCAGUUUUUAAGAGAGCUACCCAAUUGUUUGGAUGACGAUCGCGUGGUUGAAAUAUUCGUUAGUGCCAACAAGCAAGAGAGACAAAUCAUGGUAGGAUCAGCUGCAUUUCCACUGUAUUGUCUAUUAAGUGAAGUUGCUAUGAGUGUUGAUUCUCACUCUGAUAAAACAGCUUAUUUCCUGGAACAAUUGGUUAACUCAGCCGAAUGUGACAGGCAGAAAAUGCUGGCUUUUCAUCAGUUAGGAUGUGUGAGGCUCUUGAGGAAAGAGUACGAUGAAGCCGAAUGUCUUUUUGAAACUGCUUUGAAUCUAGGCCACACAUACUCUGUGUCAGGUCUGGCUAGACUUGUUUACAUCAGGGGUCAUCAAGAUUUGGCAUAUGACAAGCUUAGCUUGGUUAUUUCUUCCUCUCUUCAUCCGCUAGGGUGGAUGUACCAAGAAAGAUCAUUGUACUGCGAAGGUAGUCAGAAGGUAGAAGACCUUGAGAAAGCAACCGAGUUGGAUCCAACUCUUACUUACCCCUACAUGUUCCGUGCUGCUUCAUUGAUGAGAAAUCAGAAUGUUCAAGCUGCACUAGGAGAGAUCAAUAGGGUCCUUGGGUUCAAACUUGCGUUGGAAUGCUUAGAACUUCGCUUUUGCUUUUAUCUCGCUCUCGAGGAUUACCGGGCAGCACUUUGUGAUAUUCAGGCUAUUCUUACACUCUCACCUGAUUAUAGAAUGUUUGAAGGACGGGUUGCAGCGUCCCAACUUCGCAUCCUUGUCCGUGAACAUGUUGAGAAUUGGACAGCAGCAGAUUGUUGGCUGCAAUUGUAUGAUAGGUGGUCUUCUGUUGAUGACAUAGGAUCCCUUUCUGUUAUAUACCAGAUGCUUGAAUCAGAUGCACUGAAAGGCGUUCUGUAUUUCAGACAAUCUUUGCUUCUUCUCAGGUUGAACUGUCCUAAAGCAGCAAUGCGAAGUCUACAAUUAGCUCGUCAACAUGCAUCGACAGUGCAUGAGCGUUUGGUGUAUGAAGGAUGGAUACUGUAUGAUACUGGUCACUGUGAGGAAGGGCUUCAAAAAGCAGAAGAAUCUAUUAGAAUCAAGAGAUCUUUUGAAGCUUUUUUCCUUAAAGCCUAUGCACUGGCUGACUCUAGCCUUGAUGUGUCAUGUUCUUCAACUGUUAUUUCACUCCUCGAAGAUGCUUUGAAAUGUCCCUCGGACAGACUGCGUAAAGGCCAGGCACUUAACAAUCUAGGCAGUGUCUAUGUUGAUUGUGGGAAGCUAGACUCUGCAGCUGAUUGCUAUAUCAAUGCAUUGAAAAUCAGGCACACCAGGGCACAUCAGGGCCUUGCCCGUGUCCAUUAUCUAAGAAACGACAAGGCAGCUGCAUAUGAGGAAAUGACCAAACUGAUAGAGAAAGCUCGGAACAAUGCUUCUGCAUAUGAGAAGAGGUCUGAGUACUGUGAUCGUGACCUGACCAAGGUUGAUCUGGAGAUGGUAACAAAACUAGACCCACUUCGUGUAUACCCCUACAGAUACAGAGCUGCAGUGUUAAUGGACAGCCAAAAGGAGAAAGAGGCUAUUGAAGAGCUGUCAAGGGCAAUUGCUUUCAAAGCCGACCUCCAUCUCCUACACUUGAGGGCAGCAUUCCAUGAGCACAUUGGGGACGUCACAGGGGCCCUACGAGACUGUCGAGCAGCUCUCUCUGUGGACCCGAACCAUCAAGAAAUGCUCGAGCUUCAUAGCCGCGUAAACAGCCACGAGCCUUGAAACCCCAUUCGAAAUGAUGCUGAAGCCCCCUCUCUCUUUGUCCAGAGGCAUACAGUUUAAGAAGGUUUGUACUAUUGUAUACUACCAAGUCUCAUCAUGCAUGUAACAUUCCGUCUGAUAGCAAUUCUUUUGGUUUCUUUUGUAAUUUAAUUAGAGAUGUUACAUCUUUUUGUAACUUAGUAGGCAGGUCAAUGGCAAAAAUCAAUAUCAAUCUGUGGCCGCGUUUUGUUUUUUCUCUAUCCUCCAAGCAGCAGCCGA
Messenger RNA from Linum tenue, 4182 nucleotides. The record is from the annotation of a GenBank genome assembly. NCBI's taxonomy places the organism in Eukaryota, Viridiplantae, Streptophyta, Magnoliopsida, Malpighiales, Linaceae.